CGGCCGUGAGUAUGUUUCGAGGCGACAGCGAGAGCGAAAUGACAUGCCGAUGCCGCCGCCGCCGCCCCAACUCGUCGCCGCCGCCGGCGCUGGAGGAUGACGACCUCCUCGCGGAGAUCCUCCUCCGCCUUCCCCCGCAACCGUCCUCCCUCCCGCGCGCCUCCCUCACCUGCAAGCGCUGGCGCCGUCUCAUCCGCGACCCCGGCUUCCUCCGCCGCUUCCGCGCCCACCACCGCUCCCGCGGCACUGCCCCCGUCCUCGGUUUCUUCACCAAGGAAGACAGUGGUAUAUCCUUCCACCCUACCCUGGAUCCCCCCAACCGCGUCCCGCCCGAGCCCUUCCGCUUGCAGAUCACCGGCAGCCUGCUCAACUGUCGGAUCGUCUGCUGCCGCGACGGCCUCGCGCUGCUUGUCAACGUGCAUCCGGGCAAGGUACUGGUCUGGGACCCUGUUACUGGCGACCGGCGCAGCCUGCUCCUUCCCCAGGUUUUCCGCAACAUGGACAAGUUCUACAGCGGGAUGGUGCUUCGCUCUGCUGCUGCUGUCGGAGAUGUCGACCCUUUCCAGUUCCAGGUGGUGCUCGUGCGAUGCAUCAAGGGACCUCAUGCGCGAGCGAUUGCUUGUGUUUACUCCUCGGAUACCCGCGCAUGGGGUGAUCUUGUUCAGAUAUCGACGCCGCUUCUACGCACACUUUCUGUGGCCAGGUCGGGCGCCUUGGUUGGGCGUUCGCUUUACUGGUCGCUUUAUGGGAAUUCGAGUAAUGCCAUCCUUGAGUUUGAUUUGGAUAGGCAGAACCUAGCUGUGAUUCCAUUACAUAUGGAGGGAUGGAUUAUGUCCGCAGAGGGUGGUGGACUUGGCUUGGUCUCUGUUUCGGGUCAGAGAGCACAACUAUGGAAGAGGGAGACUGAUUCUGAUAGUGUAACGACAUGGUGCCUGACAAAAACGAUUCAUCUGAACAACCUUCUUCCCACGAUUUCAUGGGAUAGACUGAUCGUAGACUUCAUGGACGAAAGUAAUAUGCUGAUCAUGGGGACACUUGACGGUAUUGGUAUCUUCACGGUCCACACGGAGUCAAUGCAGUGCAAGCAACUUCCUGUAGAGUUCAAAAUAUUACCCCGCGUGUUUAAACCAUUUGCCAGCGUCUAUACUGCAGAAAUGGGCGUUGGUGCUGAACAUGCUGGAGCUGAACUCUUGCACAAUAGAUAAGAUGAAUGUCUGGUUAGAUAUGCUAUUCUGAUGCAUUGGGUUAGCAGUUUCUUCGAUGUUUUUCACGGAAGUUGUUGGCUCAUAUAAUAUUCUUAUGUGGCCAUGAUGACAUUGACCACAUGAUCAAAGUUGUUGCCUCCUUAGUUGUUGACCACAUGAUCAAAGUGGCAUGACUAGAUUCGACAUAAAAAAUGGCAUUGCCAUUUUCACAUUUUUAUGUUUACCAUUGCAAGUAAAGUAGUGGACACGUUGUGUUUGUAGUAAUACUGUACAGGGUGGAGAAACUGAGUCAAUUUUGGACAGAAGGAAAUACCAUGAUAGGCUUCUUCUAUGAUUCUUUCGACUUAUUAGUAACUUGUUAGUAAUUGGAAUUCUAAAAAGUUGGCCUAUGAGGUAGGCACGAUAUUUUUCUGCUAUCUGGUCCAUGAGAUUUUCAUGUGGCCAUGAUGACAAACAAUAUAGACAGUACUUGCCUCUCAUGGAGGCAUGUAAACCUCUGAUUUUUUUAGGUUUUAGCUUCUACUGAGCUCUGAUGUGGCCAAAAAACUUGAGAACAUGUCAGCACUAUAAGAUGAAUUUGUUCCAGGAUAGACUAAUUAUACUCAUUUUACUUCUAUCUCUCAUUCUAUUGUUCGUUUUGUAUAAUGGUGCGGAUACGAUUCAACCUUGGGAUUUUAGUAUAAGCUGCACAAUGAACUUGAUGUGUAUACUGUUCGAAACGAUAUGAUACGAACACACUGAAUGUAGCUCACAGCUUUUGCAUCAGCAAGUAGUUUAGAAUUUUUUUUGACAGGUGAUGUUCG
Messenger RNA from Lolium perenne, 2008 nucleotides. The record is from RefSeq and is a predicted model, not a curated record. Lineage: Eukaryota; Viridiplantae; Streptophyta; Magnoliopsida; Poales; Poaceae.